Messenger RNA from Ostrinia nubilalis (European corn borer), 663 nucleotides. Its product is annotated as cytochrome c oxidase subunit 5B, mitochondrial-like. Gene Ontology annotation, biological process: mitochondrial electron transport, cytochrome c to oxygen. Lineage: Eukaryota; Metazoa; Arthropoda; Insecta; Lepidoptera; Crambidae. The record is from RefSeq and is a predicted model, not a curated record. Bases 80 to 448 code for a protein of 122 amino acids. Gene Ontology annotation, cellular component: mitochondrial envelope. The transcript is spliced from 4 exons.
GUUUCUCUUCACUAGUCCAUAUCGAAAAAUUUUACCACUUGCUAUCGUGAGAGGCGGUCUAGUGAGAAAUAAAUUAAGAAUGGCUUCCUUGUGUAGACAAAUUGUACGCGGAAAUGCGAUUAGAAGUGUUAUGUUCUCUGCUGCCCGGCGAGGAUAUGCAGACAGAAUGAUGCCCGACCCACUUGAACAUGCCACCGGCAUCGAGCGCAAGGAGCUCAUGGCCAUGCAGGCCGGAAACGACGACCCCUUCAACAUGAAGGUGCUGAAGAAGGCUGCAGGCACUCGAGAGGACCCCACACUCGUGCCGUCCUUCUUUGAUGCCAGGAUCGUUGGAUGCAUAUGCGAAGAACACGCCACAGUCGUCACAUGGCUUUGGGUACACAAGGGGCACCCCCGUCGCUGCGAGUGCGGGCACUGGUACAAACUCAUCGAGAAGAAGCCCAUCUAAAUGCUAUUCCUACUAAGUGUAUUAAAGUAGUAACGUACAUCAUCGACGCAUCCACGCACAGCUAUGUCGUACGCAAUAAACGAUGCGCUAGUUUCAAAUUACCAAAUCGUUAAUCAACAUUAAAUAUUUAAGCAUACACCGUGUUUCAUUGACUGCCUCUGUUGGUCGUUGUAUUACAUAGUGUUAUGUAGUUGAAUAAACAACGAUUGUAAAUA